AUGUUGGGGGUGUGGGUGAAGGAUCGAGGCCGACCGGCGAAGGGCGUCCGUCCUGGGGGAAGGCGAGCGAUGGUGCUGCAGCGGCAGCGUGGAGAGAAAUGGGAGGAUAGCGCUGCGGCGGGGGAGAAAAAUGGGCGACGGGCUGCGUGGGUGCAAAUGGAGACCAUUGCCAUUCUUCGCCGGGCCAUUGCCGCGCUUGCCUAUUUCUGCGCGUCUUUGCUGUGCGACGCUGAGCCUCUCCCCCAGAGUCAGCGCGCUGCUGUCAACUGCCCAGCACAGGUGGGCCGUUUGCUGUACCUGCAGCGCUUGCCAGAUGCCUUCCCACUUGCAGCACCCGCUCCGCCAACGCUUCGGAAAUCAAUUGAGCACGCGAAUCAGAUUGGGGAAGGUCGUCUCUUAGUAGCUCGCAUUGCGCUGCUCUCUAAUGCGGUCCAGUCACACGUGAUGUUUCGGCUGAAGCGUGCAGGAGCAGGUGCACGUCGCCAUGGUUGGCUUUUGAUUGGCUCGGUGAACCUUACUCCCUCGCUCAAGCCCAUUCUGUGCCCGCGCGCCGCUUCGAGAAAUGAACGGUUCCGUGGGUACGGCAUGGACGGACACGGUCUCGACUCGCAUCGAAUUGUGCUCGGCGUUCACAGCUCUUUCACCCAACUUGCCGAGUUUAUGGCGGGUGCAUAUCCGAGGUCGUGGAAAGUCGAGCCGAAAAUGCGGUCGUCAAGUAUUGCCGGUGUUGCUGCCCAUACCUCCAGGGGCUUUGUUCAGACAGCCCGAUCAGCAUAA
Parastagonospora nodorum SN15 is the source of this 777-nucleotide messenger RNA. RefSeq lists its product as hypothetical. The transcript has 4 exons. The coding region runs from base 1 to 777 and encodes 258 amino acids. The record is from RefSeq and is a predicted model, not a curated record. NCBI's taxonomy places the organism in Eukaryota, Fungi, Ascomycota, Dothideomycetes, Pleosporales, Phaeosphaeriaceae.